This is a messenger RNA of Amoebophrya sp. A25, 454 nucleotides long. NCBI's taxonomy places the organism in Eukaryota, Dinophyceae, Syndiniales, Amoebophryaceae. The record is from the annotation of a GenBank genome assembly.
ACGCAGAUCCACUACCUGCGCAACAGAACAACCAAGAUGAUCCUCUUGGAAACAGCAGUACGCGCGACGUAGACGUCUCUCUAUUGCGGGAGGUGGAGGGGUUAUUGGAUGCCAAUAGGAGUCGAAUUGAGGAAAUCCUGGAUGAAAGCAAAGGCGAUUUGAAUGACUUAUGACAGGAUUUUAGUUCAAGUCCACAGUGAAUUUCCGAAGAAAAUUUACAGAGCUCUGCAAGUUGGCAUGACAAGACUUUUGUGAGUUGACAAUUUCGAACAGGUCAAGAUGAAUAGUAAAUUGCGGUAUCAGUCGUUUUUCUGAAAAACCCGCCGCGUCUCCUCUUUCAUUCUUCGGGCAAGGUUGGGGUCUCAAGGAUGGCGUCGUCGUCCGAAAGCCUCAGCAAUAUGUCCAAACCGCCACAUCGAAGGCUACAACAUCUUCAAUAGUUACAAAUCGACAG